GUUGUGUUCGGCGCUAGCAGGCUGGCUAGUAUCGCCGCUCCUGAGCCUUCUAUCCCCAUGAUCCUCCGCCUGGUUGUCGUCGCUGCUUCACUCGUCGUCAUCGGACUGCUCGUGCACGCCAACACGCUCGUCGGAAGCUCCCGCAACGCGCACCUGAGCGCGCUGCGGGCGGGCGGUCCCUCGGCCGUCGGCAGCAGCACCGCUGCCGCUGCCGCCAGCGAGAGCCCACAGGCCGCUGCCGCUGCCGCCAGCGAGAGCCCACAAGCGGGUGCGGCGCAGCACUCGCAGCCAGCCAAAGCGUCGCACGUGACCGCCACCUCCGAGCCGGCGCAGCACGCGACGCCGCCGCUUGCGGCCACCACUCCGCACGCCGAGGCGGCGCCGCAAGGGUGCCCGCCGACCCGGAAGCCGUACCACGUGGUGAUGACGGCGGCGACGGGGAUUUACCAGGAGUGGCAGUCUCGCAUCGCGUACUACCACUACCUCAAGCAGAAGAAGGCGGGCGGUCCGUGUUCCGACAUCGGCGGCUUCACGCGGCUGUUCAACUCGCCGAGCGCGGCGCCCGACAAGCUGAUGGACGAGAUCCCGACGCUGGUGGUGAAGCAGCUUGGGCACGGGUCGUGCGACGAGUGCGACCACGGCUUCAUCGUGAUGAACCGGCCGUGGGGCGCCGUCCAGUUCGUAGAGACGGAGCACUUUCGCAAUAUCCCGGAGGAGUACCUCUUCUUCAUCGAGACGGACCACAUGAUGAUGCGCCCGCCCCUCAACGGCGCCACCCCCGAGAAGCCGGUCGGCUUCGGCUUCUACUACAUGACCUCGACCCUAGAAGCCAAACACACACUGCGUCCUACACCCACACAUGACACCUUCUCUACUCUCCCCCCUGUGUCGCAUGUGGCAUGCCCCUCGCCCCUCCUCGUGCACAAGGCGAUGCUCAAGCGAGUCGCGCGGCCGUGGUGGGACCUCUCCGUCAAGAUGAAGCACGACAGCGACGCGAACCACAUCUUCGGCUGGGUGCUCGAGAUGUGGGGCUACAACCUCGCCGCCCGCAACCUCGGCAUCCGCCACACCGUCUCCCAGUCCAUCCAGGCAGCAGGGCACGGGGACAGGCCGCCGCUCCUCGGCCCUCCCCCGAGCAUCCUCGGGCGCUUCCUCGCAGGUCGAGCCACAGGGCAUCGGCACCGACGACAUGGCGGACAAGGACAUCUACCACUGCACCUCCCCCUAUCUCCGCCUAUCUCCGCCUAUCUCCCCCUAUCUCCCCCUGUCUCCCUCGCAGGACAUCUACCACUACACCUUCGGCCUCAGCCUGCCUGGCGGCUGGAGGGUGGACAAGCGGCAGUACUACGGCGGCUACCCCGCCGACCACCUCCGCUCUCCGCCCGCCUGCUCCGCAAGGUCGGCGCAGAUCAUCACCAACCUCUGGACCGAGGCGGCGCAGCAGAUCUCCAACUGGCCGCGGAGAGUCGAGCCCAUCGCCGAAGACCCGCACGCCGGUGA
This is a messenger RNA of Emiliania huxleyi CCMP1516, 1500 nucleotides long. RefSeq lists its product as hypothetical. The transcript has 6 exons. Bases 58 to 1500 code for a protein of 480 amino acids. NCBI's taxonomy places the organism in Eukaryota, Haptophyta, Isochrysidales, Noelaerhabdaceae. Gene Ontology annotation, molecular function: glycosyltransferase activity. The record is from RefSeq and is a predicted model, not a curated record.